Messenger RNA from Gongylonema pulchrum, 430 nucleotides. The record is from the annotation of a GenBank genome assembly. Lineage: Eukaryota; Metazoa; Nematoda; Chromadorea; Rhabditida; Gongylonematidae.
GGGCUCUGAGAAAUGAGUGAAGUCGCUGUUUUUCUGGCUUCCUGUCAGAGUUGUCUGGAUCUGUCGAGAACUGCUAGGAUCUGUUUAGGGUUGGUUUGGCUUGGUGUGCGAGCUGUUGUUAUUUGCUGUGAAUACCUGUGACGCGAAUGCAAGCCUUGCGGUGAUAGCGGACGACGUGAGUGUAGGCGAAAGGAAGUUUCUCAUAUACGAUGUUAAUUAUGGUGAAGGUUUCAAUCUGCGUCGUGACGUCUUCAUGAGAGAUUUGCAGAAUUGCGAAUACAGUGCGAUUAUUACGGGAGAAUGGUCUCAAUUAUGUGUUGGUGUUACCGCCUUGGGGCGGUCUGCAUCACUGGAGGAGAAAUCACUUGAAAGUGCCGUGGUCACGUUUCUUUCACGUGCGCAGCAUCAACGAAUUCGUCCCUGUCAUUGA